CACGAUGUUAUCAUGAAACGCCCUUAUCAUAAAUCGGGCAACACGCCUGGUAAUGGUGACACAGUUCGCUUUAACCGCUAUGUCUUCUGUGAAGAGAUCGAGAAGCCAAUGUUCUUUACUGGGAAAAGUCGCUGAUGCAGAUGACCUACGACUUCAUUGAUCACGCCAUUGCAGUAUCGUCGGUUCCCCCACCCUUUGAAAUUCCUCGCCUUCAAUUUGUAGAUGCUGGCCUUGCACUUGCAUACACCCAAGCUCUGCCCGAGAACAAAAAUGUGUCUACAAGCUCAACUAGGGCGACAGGUGCAUACCUUCUUGAAGAGUGGAUUACCGAUGAUGGGGGGGAAUUCACGAAGUUCAUUCAUAAGGUCAGUUGUACUCCCCUCAUUGAUCCCGAUGAAGAAAGCUACGACAUCGCCGAGUUUCUGCGACCCAGAUUCCUAUUACUUACUAAUUCCCUUCGCAGCAAGGUGGGCAAAGGCCAAGAUCUUUUUGGCGAAGGGAAUAUAGAAAAGGGAGUGGAGCGGUUUGAAAAUGAUCAUGUGUGCAAUUCAUUCUGCAAGUUGCCUGCCUUCGGAUUGAAGCCGUUUGGGGGAGUUGAACCGAGCACUUCUACUGCCUAA
This is a messenger RNA of Pisolithus orientalis, 620 nucleotides long. RefSeq lists its product as uncharacterized. The record is from RefSeq and is a predicted model, not a curated record. The transcript is spliced from 2 exons. The coding region runs from base 135 to 620 and encodes 161 amino acids. Lineage: Eukaryota; Fungi; Basidiomycota; Agaricomycetes; Boletales; Pisolithaceae.